Molecule: messenger RNA, 1208 nt
Organism: Stomoxys calcitrans (stable fly)
Lineage: Eukaryota; Metazoa; Arthropoda; Insecta; Diptera; Muscidae
Gene: Spt7
Exons: 4
Coding region: 90-1142 (350 amino acids)
Cellular component (GO): SAGA complex
Molecular function (GO): transcription coactivator activity
Source: RefSeq, a predicted model, not a curated record
GUGGCGUCAACACCUGUGAAAUGUUUUGUUGAUAAACAAUUAUUUCUGCUUAUGCGACAUAUUUGAUAAAAUAUAAAUUAUUGAUUAAAAUGCCCCGAAAUCUUUGGGGCGAGUUUAAGGAAGAUGAAAAGACGCAACAGAAUGAGUUGACCAAAAUGGUCCCCGUAAGUGCAAAAAGGCUGAAAUUAUCCGAAGUUCAAAAUCAACUACCGGCCGAAGUGAGCAAAAAUGUAACAGUUAAAGUGAAAAAUCCUUUGGUUACACAGACUAUAGAGGUGAUGAAGCAAACCGAGAUGUUACAAUCUCUGAUUGACACCUAUUCCAAUAAAUCCGGUACUUCAAACUAUCUAUUGAAUCCAUGUCAAAUGAUACCAGAGGUUAAUUUCCCACCCGAGAAUGUGGCCAAUUUUGUGACAGAUGAUAAAUUUACUAAACCUAUAUGGUUUGUUCCACCACAAGAUACCAACUUCGCCAAAGGUGUACCCCAACAUUAUCCUCAAAUAACUUCAGAUAUAUGUAGAGCAUCUUUGCGUAAAGCAGUAUGUGGUCAAAUGCGAGUGGCUGGCUUUACAGAUACCGCAGAAUCUGCUCUCAUACUGUUUGCCGAUGCUUGUGAGGAAUUUAUAUUGAAUCUAAUGCAAACUAUUCGAGAAGUCCAUGCAAAUGAUCAAAAAUUGGAAACACAACGUGACAUUGAAGUUAAAAAUCUAGAGAAGGCUUAUUAUUCUAUGACCAAUAAUUCCUUGACUCAAGUCCACAAUUAUUUCAAGCAUCAUUUGAUAGCAAAGAAUCGCUUGGAAAUAGCAGAAUUUAAUGGUGUAUUCCAGGAAUACGAUAAACUGAUGAAAGAAAGUCAAAGUAUGCAAAAAGAAGAAUUUCAAGAGGGCGAUUUUAUGAAUAUUUUUGAAAUGCCAUCAACAUCGGACGGCAAUAAUUUAGCUAUGCAAGAUUUUUCAAACACCACAACAGGAAAUAUAUCCAACAACGUUAAUAUAGUCAAUCAGAAUACGCUGAUAAACCUUUUAGAUGGCCAAAAUCAAAUAACAAUCCAGCAACAACCACAAGAUGGAGGGACACAAACAACUGUUGAUCUGCAGACAUACACCACCGAUAUAAAUACACAUUUUCAACCACAAGAAUAAAAUUUCCAGUGAAAUAUGAAAAAAGGAGUUUUACUAAAUAUAAACAUCCAUGGAAAAUGACGACAA